This is a messenger RNA of Mercenaria mercenaria, 618 nucleotides long. RefSeq lists its product as uncharacterized. Lineage: Eukaryota; Metazoa; Mollusca; Bivalvia; Venerida; Veneridae. The record is from RefSeq and is a predicted model, not a curated record. The transcript has a single exon. The coding region runs from base 1 to 618 and encodes 205 amino acids.
AUGUCUCAGGCAAGUAAACCUCAUCAUUUCAUUAGGGUAUCUGCUGGAAUGCGAUAUGAUAUGGAAGUAUGGGAACUAUUUUUAAAGGAUUUCAAUGGUAUCUGUUACUUUAGUGACCUUCACUGGACCAGUUCUGUUGAUCUCGAACUAUUCACAGAUGCUUGCGGCAAUAGUGACUAUGGGUGUGGAGCUUACUUUCAAGGAAGGUGGUGCUUUUUGCAAUGGCCGUCCGAUCUGCCGUGUGAGGUCUUAAAAGACAUAACUUACUUAGAGCUCAUACCAAUCAUGCUUGCUCUGUCUGUUUGGGGUCAUCUCUUGAACAAAAAGAAAAUUCUGUUUAGAACUGAUAACAAUUCAUUAGUGCAUAUUAUAAAUACACGAUCGUCAAAAAAUGACAGGGUUAUGAACUUAAUACGUCAGUUAGUUCUUUUCACCCUUAAGUAUGGUAUUCAGUUUAAAGCUCUCCAUAUUUCGUCCACCCGUAAUGAAAUCACAGAUGCCAUUUCUCGUUUACAGUGGGAUCGUCUUGCCAGACUUCUACCGGUUGGAGCAUCAUUGGAACCGGAAGAAAUCCCAGUUUCAUUUCUAGAAAUUUUCAAUCAGAAAUUGACAAACUAG